This is a messenger RNA of Scatophagus argus, 3398 nucleotides long. RefSeq names its product pleckstrin homology domain containing, family D (with coiled-coil domains) member 1 (gene plekhd1). The coding region runs from base 533 to 2044 and encodes 503 amino acids. The transcript is spliced from 14 exons. The record is from RefSeq and is a predicted model, not a curated record. Lineage: Eukaryota; Metazoa; Chordata; Actinopteri; Scatophagidae.
UGUUGGCAUCAUAGCUUUUAGUCGACUUUUACUUUGUCCAAAACCCCAAACAAUUUCAGCUGUCACAGAAUGCAAAGAAAAACAAAACACUCACAUUUAAUUAUUAUAAUUAUUCAUCGAUUGUUGCGGAUCAAUAUUCUAUUAAUCAACUUAUCAAAAAAAUCUGUCUCAUAUGUGCAUGGUUUAUCAACCUGCAUCAUUUUAUCUUAUGACAGGCUUUAAAGCCCCUGGGAACAUGUUUAAACCAGAUAAAAAUAUCAUGACAAAAUAAAUAAACAAACGAAGUUGUUAGCUUCUCUUUAUCAAGAGCUCGACUCUGAAAGCCUCAGCUCAUGUGCUUCAUCAGGGCUGCGUGGGUACGGAUCGGAUCGGAUCGGAUCGGAUCGGAUCUGAAACACCUCAUGUAACUAAAGCAGGACCCGUCGUUCACAGGAGGAAUCUGAGUUUCUGGAUCUUUAAAGUUCCCGCGUUGGUCACAUGAAGGGGAAAAAUCGGGUGAACUGGUUUUAAAAGGUGUGGGAAGCCGGAGAACAUGUUCUCGUCCUCGUCCAGAAACUCUCUGUUCUCGCCCUGGUCGUCCAUGGAGCAGUCGGACUCUGAAGCGUUGGACAUCAGCACCAAAGUGCAGCUGCACGGCGUGCUGUGGAAGAGGCCCUUCGGACGGCCGUCGGCCAAGUGGUCCCGCAGAUUCUUCAUCAUCAAAGACAGCUUCCUGCUCUACUAUGCAGAGAGCGAGAAGAAAAGCUUUGAGACCAACAGUUACUUCAACAUCCACCCAAAGGGGGUCAUUCCUUUGGGCGGGUGUGUGGUGUCAGCCAAUGACAGCAUGGGCAUGCCCUUCGCCAUCGUCAUCAACCUGGAAGAUUUUACUGGAACCAUAGUGCUGGCUGCUGAGUCCGAGGAGGAGCAGGUCCGGUGGAUGGAGAUGCUCCAGGAGUCGGGGAAAGUAACGUGGAAGAACGCCCAGCUGGGAGAGGCCAUGAUCGAGAGUCUGGAGGCUCAGGGGCUGCAGUUGGCCAAAGAGAAGCAGGAGUAUUUGGAUAAACUGAUGGAAGAGACUGAGGAGCUCAGUCAUCAGAGAGCGCAGAGGGAGGAGCUGGAGCGUCUGAACCAGGUCCUGGAGGAGGAGAAGAUGAAGUUUGAGGAGGUGGUGAUGGAGCUGAAGGCGGAGCAGGAGCAUAUCAAACUAGACCUGGACGGCACAGCUCAGUCCCUGAAGGGCGUCGAGAGCGAGAAGGAGGAGCUGAGCAGUUUAACUGUGAUGCUCCAGAAAUCCAUCGAGGAGCUCUCUCAGGAGAAGCAGCGAACCCUGGAGCUGCUGGGGGUGAAGGAGCAGGAGGAGCAGGAGGCGCAGGCGGCGGAGAAGAGCUCUGAGCCCGCAGGCGUGGACCUGCUGCAGGACCUGCAACACAUCGAGGAGCAAAUGAAGGUCCUGCUGAAGGAGAAGGACCAGGCUGACGAGAAGCUCAGGGAGAACGAGCAGCGGGCUAAAAUCCUGCAGCAGGAGAGGGAGUACUACUCGACUCAGGCUCGGACGCUGCAGCAGUCGCUCUCCCAGCUCACGGCGGACAAGCAGCAGACUGAGGCCGAGCUCAAGGCGGAGAUAGAGUCUCGGGUGGAGCUGGAGAAGAGACUGAAGCAGGCCGAAGAGGCCCUGCAGGACCUGGAGAAGGGCCUGAACUCGCUGGAACGGACCAAAGAGAGAGACGAGAAGAUGAAGGGGGACGUGACCCAUCUGAGAAAGUUCUUUGAGGAGUGUAUCUGUGCAGCGGAGAUGGAGGCGAAGCUCCCGGCCAUAAUGAAGAACGCCGUGUAUCUGCACAAAGCUGCCGCACGCAGAAUCAAGAGCUGCCGGAUCCAGAGGAGAGCAUCCAGACGCCACUGGUUAAAACACUCCAAGUCUUUUGCUGUAACCAACGCCGACGAGCGCAGCUUGGAGGAGCUGCGAGAGACGGCCCGGCGGCUGACCUCCGACAGCAGCUUCAGGGAGAGCGUGUACAAGAUCAUCGCUCGCAAGGACGCCACGAGCAAAACGGAGGACUGAGAGGAGACGCGGCGAGGAGAAAAGGUCGUUAGCUUCCCAAACUGCCCAUGAAAUACUGUAGGCGACUGUACACACUAAUCUGCUAUUAAAAUCAAGUCAUUAGAUACCUGUUUUAUGUAACAGCACUGGUUCUUGUCCCCUCAUGGACUGACUGGUUUACCGCCAUUUUAAACCACGCAGAACCACAAGAACUGAGCAGGAAGAAAAGAAACCCUGAAGAUUAGGGAAAUUUAGGAUUUACAAACUACAGUUUUCAUGGUAUUUUCAUUCUUAAUAUUUACUGUUAUGUGACUGCAGUGUUCAGGCUGGAGGGUUAGAACACACGUCUCGGUCAGGUGACGACUGUGUCCUCACCAGACUACUGAGUCCUGGAAGCAAAGGUGGACCGUCUGGGACUCCACCUGAGAGUUAAACACAGAUCAUAGCCUUGUACCUUGAGUUUCGAGUGUUUUCACUGUUCUCUAAAAUAAAGAUACAUAGUAUUAUAAUAGAUUUACAGAAAAUAUUUAGCAGAUAGCACAGACAAGGCAAAUAAUCUUGUAAAAUGUUUGUUUUUAUUAUUUUGCUGUUGAUUGUAUGCACAGAUUGUGUCCUUCACUUGAACAGAAGUUUCAUGAAAACAGUGAACUCACAGAUGUGUUCAAUGUCGACCGUUUCAUUAUUGCUGCAUCUGAAAAUCUGUCUUUGAUGAAGCAACUCAAUGUAAUUCACUCUCAAGCAUUUUAUGUUACUGUACAAAUGUGUAAAUGGUAACUCAACACCAGAAAUGAGAGAGAAAAGAAGCCCACACGUCAGGGUAAAGUAAGAGGGAACAUUAUGGAGCGACAAUGCGAAUAAAGCUGUGUUUGAACCUCGAACGUGUCGUUUCAUUAACGCAGCUAAAAGGCUGUGGGUUCAUACCUGACUCAGCUGUCUCGGUUUCCUGUUCUCGGCAGCACAAUCGAUGACACCGUGACAAGUCUGAAAUGUGGACGCGUUUCCAUCAGAGGACAGACUUGUUGUGUUUUACGCUUUGAUAAAGUUCAGUGUUGGGAAGAAAAGUUCUGUCACGACGAUCGUAGGUUACUUCACCAGGACCUGCAGCAAAUAAAACGACAGAGUGAUGAAUGUGAGCAGUAACAGUACAGCUGGAGUCCACUAACUGCUAUAAAACAUAUUAAUAAGUGUGAUUUCCUGUUCUGAACACUCCUAUUUUAAAAGCACUUCAUAAAUGGUUUAAAACAGCACAAAUAAGGGUAUUUAAAGUCUUUACUAAUCCAUUGACAUCUGUACAAGCUCAUUUGUUCAUGACUUGUUACAUAUUGUUGCACCUUUGUUAUACUUUAAUAAACCUAUGAGGAGUUGUUGAUAAAUA